This is a messenger RNA of Eublepharis macularius, 1554 nucleotides long. RefSeq names its product aldo-keto reductase family 1 member D1 (gene AKR1D1). Gene Ontology annotation, molecular function: aldose reductase (NADPH) activity; steroid dehydrogenase activity; ketosteroid monooxygenase activity. Gene Ontology annotation, biological process: bile acid biosynthetic process. The transcript is spliced from 9 exons. Bases 160 to 1140 code for a protein of 326 amino acids. The record is from RefSeq and is a predicted model, not a curated record. Gene Ontology annotation, cellular component: cytosol. NCBI's taxonomy places the organism in Eukaryota, Metazoa, Chordata, Lepidosauria, Squamata, Eublepharidae.
AGAGGCAGCUGGUGGCCGGCCCGUCCUUGCUCUCUCGCGCCCUCUACCGGGAGGAGAGGCUGCCGCUCGGCGCACGUUUGCUCACACAAAAGACCGACUCUCCUCGCUCUCGCUCUCGGAGGCUCCUCGGGCAUCGGAAGGGCUGCCGCACGCAUCCUGAUGAAUCUCACCGCGGAGCAGCACCGCGUGCGGCUGAACGAUGGGAACAGUAUCCCUCUCAUCGGGCUUGGCACCUAUGCUGAUCCCAAAAAGACCCCCAAAGGCACUUGUUUAGAAUCGGUGAGAACGGCCAUUGAUGUAGGCUACCGCCACAUCGAUGGUGCUUUUGUGUACUACAAUGAACAUGAAGUGGGGCAAGCCAUCCGAGAGAAAAUCACCGAAGGAAAAGUCAAGCGGGAAGAUAUAUUUUACUGCGGCAAACUGUGGAAUACAUGUCACCCACCAGCUCUUGUGCGCCCAACCUUGGAGAGGACAUUAGAUGUUUUGAAACUCGACUAUGUUGAUCUCUACAUUAUUGAGCUGCCAAUGGCAUUCAAGCCUGGAGAGGCCAUCUAUCCUUUGGAUGAAAAUGGAAAAUGGAUAUACCAUGAGACAGACUUGUGUGCCACUUGGGAGGCUUUGGAAGCAUGUAAAGAUGCUGGCUUGACAAAAUCCAUCGGUGUGUCCAACUUCAACCGCAGGCAGCUGGAAAUGAUCCUGAACAAACCAGGGCUUAAGCACAAGCCAGUCAGCAACCAGAUUGAAUGCCACCCAUAUUUUACUCAGCCCAAACUCUUAGAAUUUUGCAGACAGCAUGACAUUGUCCUUGUUGGGUACAGCCCUCUAGGAACUUCAAGAGAUGAAACCUGGGUCAAUGUAUCUUCCCCUCCUCUCUUGGAGGACCCAGUGCUGAAUGCUAUUGGAGACAAGUAUAACAAGACAGCAGCUCAGGUUGCUCUGCGUUUCAGCAUCCAGAGAGGGGUUGUGGUCAUUCCCAAAAGCUUCAACCCAGAGCGUAUUAGAGAGAACUUCCAGAUCUUUGAUUUUUCCCUCACUGACAAGGAAAUGAAGGAAAUUGAAGCACUGAACAAAAAUAUCCGCUAUGUGGAGAUGUUAAUGUGGAAGGAUCAUCCUGAAUAUCCCUUCCAUGAUGAAUACUGAAACAAUGAUGCUUCCAAGGAUGUAGUCUCACUGUAGUGGUCAUUUUUGUUUGGUUUCUAUAAUAGCAAAAUUUUACUAUCUCACCAUCACACAAUCUCUCCCUCAGUACCACCAUUUAUGUAAACCAAGGUGCCUUCAGAAGAGCAAUUCAGGUUUCACGUGCACCUAAUUUUAGGGAUUGUGACUUGCGUUUUGAUGAUCUUCUGCCUUAAAUUCUGGUUUCCUCUUUUUUUGCUAUUUUCCUCAAAUGUCAGGUUGAACAAAUUCUGAAAGAAUCUUUCUGGUUAAACUGCGGGAUGUGAUUUCAGGAAGCAUUGCAUGGGGUUAGCAGUCAUUUAAAACAAAUCUUGGUGUGAACUUUGGAAGUGUGGGGUUUUUUUUAAAGAAAAAUAAAGCAAUUUUCUUCUAGGUCAA